Molecule: messenger RNA, 1181 nt
Organism: Anopheles coustani
Lineage: Eukaryota; Metazoa; Arthropoda; Insecta; Diptera; Culicidae
Product: luciferin sulfotransferase-like
Exons: 5
Coding region: 100-1098 (332 amino acids)
Biological process (GO): sulfation
Cellular component (GO): cytoplasm
Molecular function (GO): sulfotransferase activity
Source: RefSeq, a predicted model, not a curated record
ACAAGCGAAAGGAAAGUUCAGUUCAUUUUUGACACGCCACCAAUAAACACCUUUUCGGUGCACUGCGUAAACAAAAGUGUGAAAAGUUUCGUGAACACAAUGUCCAGCGCUUUUACCAUUACCGAUAUUGAAUCUGAUCUGGCAUGUCCAGGAGCAUCCUCGUUCGUAGAGGUGCAGUUGAACGAUCUGGCCGAAUAUCCCCUGGUUGCCGAAACUUCCCUCAAACAAUUGAGACGACCGACGCCUGUAAUUGUGCCUUCGAAAUAUCGCAACUACGCCCAGCAAGUGCGCGACUUUCGCGUAUACGAGGAUGAUGUUUGGAUCGUGACCUAUCCCAAGUGCGGCACCACUUGGACACAGGAGAUGGCCUGGCUGAUCACGCACGAUCUCGAUUAUCAAACAGCACGAAACAUCAAUCUCAAUACAAGAUCCGUCUUUUUGGAAAUUGGUGCCAUCGCCGAUCGUAUACCGGUGGAUACAAUCACGGCCACGGCAAGCCUGAAGCGACCACGGCAUAUAAAAUCGCAUCUGCCACUUCCACUGCUACCCAAGCAGCUGUGGACGAUCAAGCCAAAGAUUAUUUAUGUUGCUCGUAACCCAAAGGACGUAGCUGUAUCGUAUCUCCACCAUUACCAAAUGAUAAUGGGCUAUCGCGGCACCAAAGAGGCCUUCCUCGAGGGGCUACUGCAGGACAGGGUAAUGUUUUGCCCCCAGGUACAUCAUGCGCUCGAUUUCUGGAACCUGCGACAAGAACCGAACGUUCUGUUUCUAACGUAUGAAGAGAUGAAGAAAGAUUUGAGAGGAGUGUUGCCGAGGGUGUGUCAAUUUUUUGGCAAAUCUUUCAGCGAUGAGCAACUGGAUGAACUGGCGGUUCACCUAUCAUUUGACGAAAUGAAAAAAAAUCCUUCAACAAACAACGAUAACAUGGUCCGCAGUGCGAUGAAAAUGAACGGUCGUGAAGGCGAGCAAUUUGAAUUUAUGCGAAAAGGAAUCGUGGGAGAUUUUCGAAACGAAUUGUCCGAGGAGUAUAUUGCCAAAUUUGAUCAAUUUAUAGCGAGCCAGCUUGCAGGAAGUGAUUUCAACUACAACUUAGAGUGAAUAAACGUUUUGAUAGCACAAGUUUGUAGAGCUAGAAUGAUGUUAUGUUAUAUUUAGUUAUCAAGCUAUAUCAAAAUAUAUAA